Caenorhabditis angaria is the source of this 2288-nucleotide messenger RNA. NCBI's taxonomy places the organism in Eukaryota, Metazoa, Nematoda, Chromadorea, Rhabditida, Rhabditidae. The record is from the annotation of a GenBank genome assembly.
AUGUGUCUUCGUGUAUGUAUCACGCUUAUUAUCAUAUCUAUUUUUGAAAUCAACUCAUCAGGAGAGUUAUCAAAUGUGUUCAAACCUUUCAGUAAUGGUGAUACUUGUUAUGAUGAAUCGAUUGUUUUAUCAAAUUCCGAUCAAUCCUAUUCCCUUUUUCAUUCGACCAAACGUUGCUCAAAUCUUCUGAAUAAAUGUGAGAUCUUUUAGAAUAUUUAAAAUUUGAUAGAAAAUAAUAAUGUAUUUCUUUACAGACAAGAAAUCAUCUGAUGAAUCUAGUUAUUGUCGACCGGGUCUCGUAGAUUUGGAAAUCACACCAGUAUUCAGGGCUGCUCAAAAUCAAGUGUGAGUAUUCAAAAACAGUUUCAAAAAACUAUUUUUGAUUUUCAGCUAUCCAUAUGCAACUAUUAAUAUAAAUUUAAAAAUUCACGAAGCAAUCGAAGCUGCAUUUGUUCGAUUAGAAUGUUUAAAUACACAAUCUGGAGAGGAUAUAUAUUGUUCAAAUGAUUCUUCAUUAUAUCAUGAUGAUAUUCGUUUAUUACCUUGUCGUGGUAUUCAAUUCGAUUCCUCAAAUGUUGUUUUUCCUGCACAAUUCAAUUAUAAAUGCUUCCGUCUUUAUCCUCAUUCAACAACUGCAAUCAAUGUUUCAAUAUUCCCUCAAGAUUGUAUUGCAAGUUCAAUUAUCACAGCUCCACAUUUGGAAGAAAUGUUUCCAAAUGAUUGGAUUAACAGACAUCAAAAUGGCUUAUCUGAAAUAACUAAAUGGUCUCCAAUGAUUAUGGUUGAUUUGAGUGAAUCCGAUGGUGUUUGGUUGAAAAUUCCGAAACCUGAAGGAAUGCGAUGUAAAAGAAUUGAAAUGAAUAUAUUCGAAGAUAUAAAAGGAAAGGCUUUUUAUAUGAAAAGUUUGACUUUAAAUUGUACCGAUGAAAAACUGAUGGGAAUCAAAUGGUUUGAUGUGAAAAAAGGUCGAUAUUAUAUAACUGCAUUUAUACCUUCUGGUGAUUGUUCUCAAAGAUGUGAAGGUAAUUCAACAAAUUGUAAAAUAUGUCCGCAUACUGAAAUCGAAUUUACAAUUUAUGAUAAUCAUAUUUCAAUUAUUUGGAAGAUUGGAAUGAAAAUAUCAGAAAUUCCAAUAAUUUGGUUAUUAAUUAUGUUCAUCGUUCUUCUUAUUGUUUUAUCAAUUAUUGCUGCUUUAAUAUUCAUUCCACGACGAAAAAUAGAAAAUGGUCCACCAGAUGUAAUACCAUUAAUUGAAAUGAAGAAAUUAUUAUUAAUAUAUGCCGAAGAUACUCCAGCUCAUAAACAAACAAUUGAAACAUUUCGAGAUUGUUUACAACAAAAUGCACAUACAAAUGCAACAAUAAAUGAAGAUAUGUUAUUAGAAAAUAAUUGUCAACCAUCAAAAUGGAUUAAUCAUGUUUAUUCGAUUAUGCCCAAACAUUUAAUUGUUCUUUCUCCAUUGGCGACUAAAGUUAUUGAAGUAUCUGGAUCAGAAGAUGAGGGAAAAUAUGAAAUUGAACAAACUCAACCAUAUCCAGAUAUGUUUAAAACGGGAUUUGAUAAAGUUUUAAGGGUAAGGUGAUUUUUCUUUGAAAGUUAUUAUUAGAAAACAUUUUUAGGAAUGUGCAUUAUGUUCUCGAAAUGCUCGUUCAAUGAUAGGUUUGGUUACGUUGCCAUAUUCAGGACCAAUUCCAAGAAAAUUGAUUAUUUUGGGCCUUCCUACUUUUUCACGUAAGUUAAUUUUUGAAUAAUUAUUCUAAACUGCCACGUAGAGCAUGUAUAAUUCAAAACCAUAAUUUUUUCAGUUCCCGAUGAUUUCACAAAAUUGACAGCAUUUAUUCAUCAAGUUGAUAUCAGAAAUCGAAAUGUGGCCAAUAAUUUAACAACUGAGAUGAAAUUUGUUUUGGAAAGAAGAAUCGAGACAACCAAACGAGAUAUGGAAUCAAGACCGAAGUGGGUAGAAACACGGUGGAUUGAAGUUGAAAAACCAAUUGAUAUUUCUUCGAAAGUUCCAAUGGCAGCUCCUCCUGUUUUGUAUGAAACUCAUCAAGAAAGAGUUGAAGCAAGUGAACGAUUGAAUUUAUUGCCACCUGAUUCAAGUGAUGAAGAAGAUCAUGAAGAGGUAUUUUUUUAUUGAUUGAUCUUUUUCAUUUUAAAUAUUUCAUUUAUAGGUUCAACAAUUCCAAUUGUAUCCACCCGAUGAAGAUGAUGAUAUUAUUAUAGAAGAAGAUGAAGAAGCAGAAGAAGCAGAAGAAAAUGAAAAAGGCCAAGCUGAAACUGGUGUUUGA